AACGUCGCAUAAACUUUGACUAUAUAUACAUGGACUACUAUCUUCAUUGUUGCCGAUGAAGCCGAAGUAAUAGAGGUACUAGAUCGGGAGCAUCGGGAAUUUUCAUGCGCGCGCAGGAAUCCCACCCACCCUCGCACCUUCCAAUCACGGUGAACCACGGAGCGACGAACACCCUCCUACGUUCCAACAAACGCUACGCUCGUUGCAACGAAAUCUCGCGCAUGCUCAGAGCCCAUGUCCCGAUCUAGUACCUCUAUUGCUUUGGCUUCACGAUUCCCAUUCAACAACAAUAGGAGAUAGCAGUCCAUGUAUAUAUAGUCAAAGCGCAUAAAACAACGUUAUCUAGAUGCAUCGCCAUUGGUUGAUUUGUAAACAUAAGCCAACCAAUCACAUUCGUUGAUUCCGAACAGCUCUUUCGAAAUGUGUAUAAAUACAGCGGCAAGCCACUCUUGUAACAUUAUUGUUCACUGUUUGUUCUCACGCUAGUGUUGUGUUCAACGAUUACUGUUCAGUCGUCAUGGCUCGUACUAAGCAAACUGCUCGUAAAUCUACCGGAGGUAAAGCUCCCAGAAAACAACUCGCCACCAAAGCUGCCCGUAAGAGCGCACCAGCCACCGGAGGUGUCAAGAAACCCCACAGAUAUCGUCCUGGAACUGUCGCUUUAAGAGAAAUCCGUCGUUAUCAAAAAAGUACCGAAUUGCUGAUCCGUAAAUUACCUUUCCAACGGUUGGUUCGUGAAAUUGCUCAAGAUUUCAAGACUGAUUUACGUUUCCAAAGCUCUGCGGUGAUGGCUCUUCAAGAAGCCAGCGAAGCUUACUUAGUUGGUCUUUUUGAAGAUACCAACUUGUGCGCCAUCCACGCCAAACGUGUCACCAUCAUGCCUAAAGAUAUCCAAUUGGCAAGAAGAAUUCGUGGUGAAAGAGCUUAAGCAUUCCAUCGCUUGUACAGUCAAUAAAACGGCCCUUUUCAGGGCCAACAAACUUAUUUCUUCAUCAAUGUGUUGUAACGAUUGUUGUCAUUUUGAUAUUGGUAUUGGAAAUUCAUGUUGCUCUUUGAACAGAGCAAUAACCGACCAAUGAACAUAAGAAAUCUACUACUGCUUUCAGGUUAAAUUCUGCUUUUGCCUUUUUUUCAACUUCGGCGAUCGAAGUUUGAAUUUUGAAAAUGCGACGAGAUAUUUUUAUUUAGAAAUGAAUAAUUGAACAAAAAUGAUGAGUGAUUCUGAUUGAAAUAUAAAUUUUAAAAGUUCAAAUCCAAUUUCAGUUUUUAUUUCUAAUUGUUACAGCAAAGCAGCAGUAUGAACUGUAAGAAUAUUACGAGCCUACGAGGAUAUUUUUUUAUCAAUAUUUCUUGAUUGUUGAGAUACGAGUAGGUACUUCUCGAUAAUAUGAAAUUAAUCAUUUCGAUGUUUUCUCCAUUUAUAAUGCUACGCUACCUUUUGUUAAAAAAUUGUAUUUUGAGCAGUUUUGAUCACGUAUUAUCGCUGUUUUAAAAGCAAACUCCAAUAUGUAUUAAAAUUUUUUGUAUUAGAUGAAUCGUUAAAAAUUGAAGCAUUCCUCUGAUAUUGAAAAAACUCAUCGAAUGAGAAAAAAAUAAUGAAAAAACUUGAAACAUGACCAAAAAAACUGAAAUUCGAAAUUUCAAAUCACCCUGCAAUGGAUUACUCGUACUUUGAUUGGCUAUUUAAAAGCCAAUUAAUAUUCUUGAUUUUCCUUCGUAAAUGAAAUCUGAAAGGUCAAAAAAACUGAGAAAUUUCAAAUUUGAGACUUAUUACAUUAGCUAAAAUAAUGGCUGCUGAAACCCAGACAGUUGGCUACUCCAUUCUGAUCUAUUUUAAGCUAUGUACUUACGUACGACUAUCUUUAAUUUUACAGA
Messenger RNA from Planococcus citri (citrus mealybug), 1875 nucleotides. RefSeq names its product histone H3. Gene Ontology annotation, molecular function: structural constituent of chromatin; DNA binding; protein heterodimerization activity. The record is from RefSeq and is a predicted model, not a curated record. Lineage: Eukaryota; Metazoa; Arthropoda; Insecta; Hemiptera; Pseudococcidae. The coding region runs from base 518 to 928 and encodes 136 amino acids. The transcript has a single exon. Gene Ontology annotation, cellular component: nucleosome.